Molecule: messenger RNA, 2853 nt
Organism: Coprinopsis cinerea okayama7#130
Lineage: Eukaryota; Fungi; Basidiomycota; Agaricomycetes; Agaricales; Psathyrellaceae
Product: extracellular beta-glucosidase
Exons: 18
Coding region: 1-2853 (950 amino acids)
Biological process (GO): glucan catabolic process
Molecular function (GO): beta-glucosidase activity
Source: RefSeq, a predicted model, not a curated record
AUGCUGCCAGAGCCUAACCAACUAAACCUUCCCAGCUCCCCCUCGUUACCAGUUACCAGCUGGAAAGCAACCAAGAUGGGGAUUAGACCGAACUCGCGACCUACGGGGUUUCAGCUCUUGCUAGAGCUGUUACUCGUGCUCUCCUUCGUGAAUGUAGGCCUUGUCGGUGCCCAGGACAUCUCUUCGGUUGCGUCGGAAAGCUCUUUCGUGUCGUCGCUCUCGGAGAGCGUCGUACCUGAACCGACCUUCUCUGGCCCGCCGAUCACAGAGUCGACCUUGUCUUCGCCACCGGUUACAGAGUCGACCUUAAGCUCGCCUUCUCCCACUGAGGAACCUGUGACAACGAGUGCCUUAGAACCCACAUCUACGACCGUUAGGAUUGUGACGAGGACCACCAUUCCUAUCGAACCCGCAACGUUCUCGCCCUUCCCUAUUCCCUCAGAGACCCCGAUACCGGGUGCGUUCCCUGCUUCCAAGCCCAAAUCACCCCCACCUCCCGACUCUAGCGAGAUACCUAGUUUUGGUGCAGCAUGGCAGGAGGCCUAUCAGAAGGCUAAAGAAAAGAUUACCACGUUCACUUUAGCAGAGAAAGUCAAUGUUACCACUGGCGUUGGAUGGAUGGGUGGUCGAUGUGUGGGCAACAUUCCUCCCAUUCCAUAUACUUCCAACCCGAACCCCAAGGUAACCGACAAAGCACCUGACGGUCGUGAUCAAUGGCCUGGGCUCUGCUUAGAAGACUCGCCAUUGGGUGUUAGGUUCGCGGACUACGUAACAUCGUUCCCGGCUGGUAUCAACGCCGCUGCAUCAUGGAACCGUCGCCUCAUUCGAAAGCGUGGCCUGCUUAUGGGACGAGAAUUCAAGGGAAAGGGCGUCAAUGUCGCACUCGGACCUGCGAUGAACAUGGCUAGGGUUGCCGAGGGAGGCAGAAACUGGGAAGGAUUUGGAGGCGACCCCUUCCUUGCUGGUGAGGCUGCCUACGAGACCGUUCUCGGGUUGCAGGAAGGAGGAACGCAAGCUUGCGCCAAGCACCUUCUCGAUAAUGAACAAGAGUACAAACGGACUAUGUCCAGCUCCGAGGUAGAUGACAGGACCGAGCAUGAGGUUUAUCUUCCUCCCUUUUUGAAGAGUGUUAUGGCGGGCGCUACAAGUAUCAUGUGCAGCUACAACCUUAUCAACGGGACAUAUGCUUGCGAGAACAGCCGGAUUAUGAACGAAGUCGUGAAAGAGGAGUUCGGCUUCCAGGGAUAUAUCCUGUCGGACUGGCAAGCUCACCAUUCAACGAUGGCUGCAAUCACAGGACUUGAUAUGUCGAUGCCAGGUGAUGUGUAUUUCAACAGCAACACCUCAUAUUGGCGAGAAGUGCUCGUCGCCUUCGUCGAGAAUGGAACAAUCCCCGAGAGCCGAGUUGACGAUAUGGUUACCCGUAUUCUGGCCGGAUGGUACCUCCUCGAACAGGAUUCCCCGUCUUUCCCUGGCGUUUCUUUCGACGCUUUCCGUCCCGAUGACGAGACCUUGAAUGAACACAUCGAUGUUCAGGACGACCACUACAAGCUGGUCCGGGAACUCGGCGCUGCAAGCAUCGUUCUGCUGAAGAACGAAAGGGAUUCCCUCCCUCUUGGCAGUCGCUCGUAUAACACAGGAUCGUUCGAUGAUGAGGCCAUUCGCACUCAAACGCUUGUGGCCAAGGAAGCUGAGAGAAACAUCGUUCUCAUCGGCAGCGGUGCUGGAGGCGGGAGGGCAGGGCCUAACCAGUUCCCGGAUCAUGGCGGAUCCGAUGGGCACUUGGCUAGUGGCUGGGGAUCCGGAACUGCUAAUUUCACCUACCUUGUGACUCCACUCGACGCGAUCCAACGCCGCGCUCGCGAGGAUCGUACCAGUGUCUCUUGGCUCCUCGACGAUUUCGACCUCCCUCGCGCUGGAAAUAUGGCGCGAUUCCAGUCUGCAGCACUCGUCUUCAUCUCUGCCGAUUCCGGCGAAGAGUAUAUCAAUGUCGACGGCAAUCAAGGAGACAGGAAAAACCUCACGGCGUGGCAUGGAGGUGACGACCUUGUCCUUGCUGUCGCGGAACAGAACAACAACACGAUCGUGGUUGUCAACAGCGUCGGGCCCAUUAUCAUGGAACCUUGGAUUGAGCAUCCCAAUGUCACCGCUGUAGUCUGGGCUGGUUUGCUUGGCACGGAGUCUGGUAACGCCAUUGCUGACGUUCUUUACGGCUCUUGGAACCCGAGUGGCCGACUCCCAUACACCAUCGCGAAGGCACCAGAGGACUACAGUGCCCAGCGUAGUCUUGGUGGUGGUCCCGGUGAUAUCAUUGCCAUACCAUAUGACGAGGGUUUGGAAAUUGACUACAGAGGCUUUGAUGCAAGAAACAUCACUCCGCGAUACGAGUUUGGUUUCGGUCUGAGCUACACCACGUUCGAAUACAGUGGCCUGGCGGUCAGGAGGAUCUACGGAGCCGUCAGUUCUUCCGACGGUGACCUUGUUGCUGCUUGGGAGAGGGGAGAGGCUACCCCACAACUUCCUGGCAUCUCUAGGGCGUUCUGGCUCCACCAGCCCACUUACGAGGCGACGUUCACUGUCACCAACACUGGCCCUGUUUACGGCGGUGAUAUUCCUCAACUUUACAUUCACUUCCCUGACUCCGCUGGGGAACCCCCUUCCGUACUCAAGGGCUUCACCGACACCGAGAUUGGACCGGGAGAGAGCAAACAAGUCACUAUCACCCUCUCAAGGUAUGAUCUGAGCAUCUGGGACGCCGAGAAGCAGGGCUGGAGAAAACCCGAAGGAACGAUUGGCGUUUCCAUUGCCCGCAGCAGUCGAAACAUCAAACUACGUGGCACCAUCCCCAACUAA